Coccinella septempunctata (seven-spotted ladybird) is the source of this 1058-nucleotide messenger RNA. RefSeq lists its product as uncharacterized. The record is from RefSeq and is a predicted model, not a curated record. The transcript has 6 exons. NCBI's taxonomy places the organism in Eukaryota, Metazoa, Arthropoda, Insecta, Coleoptera, Coccinellidae. The coding region runs from base 54 to 941 and encodes 295 amino acids.
UUCAAAUGGAAAGGAGCUUAAGAUUUUAGAAAAAUACUUAUUUUCUCAUAAAAAUGAAAGUAACUCCAGUUAAAAAUAGAAAUAUUGCUUUAGGAAUGCCUUUGCCUUAUAUAAGCAAUCCACAAAUAAUGAAAAUUGUAAAUGAUUCUUAUGGGAACUUAAAUCGGAAAUUCAAUCCUGUGCAGGUUUCAACAACUACCAAUUUACUACCUCUCUCGUUGGAAAAUUGUCAUUAUAUGUUAUCUGGAAAUAAGUUUGUACCGGUACCAAUGGAUAUUUCGAUAGAGCAGCCUCAAAUGAUAAGAACAUUCAAUAAUUCAACCAGCUUCAAUGCAAUUAAAACUCACAGUACAAUACAUCCAUCUCAAAGUGUAGUACAAAGGAAUAAAAAUUCUGACAACUCGACAUUGUUGAUGCCGUUGCCUGUUCCUGUUCAAAAUAAGCAUGAAAAUGUUUCUUGCACCGCUGGUUCAUCAGUUCAGUCAGUAGGGAAUAUUGAGUCAAAUAAAAUGUUAAAAAACAGCCAGCUGUCGGAUGAUAAUAAUAAUAAAAGCAAAAAUUAUCAGGUUAAAACAAUUUUUUGUACCGGAACAAUUGAGAGGAUUUUGAGAUGGAAUAGGAACCUUGAGGGUGUUUUUUGCAUGUAUGAAACUAUCGCUCCUAUUGUAUCACUUCAGGAAGGGAGAAUUAAAGGUCAGAAGAUUAUGCUCUUGCGGGAUAAAAAAGGACCUAUUCUUCAAGUACAGUACUAUACGAGCACACAUAUUGAUAUUGAUGAUUUUAAUAUAGGCCAGUACUUGAGGUGUGUUGGCCGAAUGAUAGGUUUCAAUAUUUUAGCAGCCGAAAGUAUAAGAGAAGCAAAAGAAGAUGAGAUAUCCUCUUUGGCUAGACUGUCAUACGUUUGCGAUUAUUCUGUUACACAUAAUUUGAAUUCAACUUAAGAAGAUUGUGAAUAUGACAAAAAUAUUUUUUCCUCAUUUCUUGCAGUAUUCAGUGUGAACUAGUUGUUUAGGGAGUAACUUUUUUUGUUUGAGUUAUACCAUUGUGAUUUUUGCCAA